Fusarium subglutinans is the source of this 1389-nucleotide messenger RNA. RefSeq names its product major facilitator superfamily transporter. NCBI's taxonomy places the organism in Eukaryota, Fungi, Ascomycota, Sordariomycetes, Hypocreales, Nectriaceae. Gene Ontology annotation, biological process: allantoate transport; transmembrane transport; tripeptide transport. Bases 1 to 1389 code for a protein of 462 amino acids. The transcript is spliced from 6 exons. The record is from RefSeq and is a predicted model, not a curated record. Gene Ontology annotation, molecular function: allantoate transmembrane transporter activity; dipeptide transmembrane transporter activity. Gene Ontology annotation, cellular component: plasma membrane.
AUGGACCAGGACGGAAAGAAGCAGUAUGCAGGCUCAGAGGAUACCGGCAGUGUCAUCGAAAGGAUCAGUCCCGAGGACGACCUACGCAUUCGCAGAACUCUUGAACGAUGGCUACUGCCUGUAAUGGCCCUUUCCUACGCUUUCCAGUACCUUGAUAAAUCCGCCCUUGCGUCGACCGCGAUUCUCGGCCUCCGUACGGACCUGAAGCUCACAGGCAAUAAAUACUCUUGGGCCAGCAGUAUCUGCUACUUCGGCUACCUGAUCGCUUCGUACCCAGCGGGCUUAAUGAUGGUCAAGUGGAAAGUGGGCAAGUCUAUUACCCUUUCUAUCUUGAUCUGGGGUGCUGUCCUUAUGGUCACUGCUGCCUGUCACAAUGCUGCUGGUCUUCUGGCCACUCGAUUCUUCCUCGGUGUAGCGGAAUCUGCCAUCGCUCCUGGUCUUACUAUUAUGAUCUCCAUGUUCUAUAAGCGCAAAGAACAGCCACUAUGUCACGCGGCUUGGUUCCUAGGCAACACCACGGCUGGAGCAUUAGGAGGUCUUCUAAACUUCGGCAUUGGCCACAUCCGCAUCAUUGCGCCGUGGAAACUUCUGAGCAAAGAGGAUCGGGAGAAAGCUGUGAUCAGGGUAAAGGAUAAUCUGACUGGUAUCAAGAGUAAUGAGCUCAAGUGGGAUCAGUUCAAGGAAGAUCUGACUGACCCUAAGACAUGGUUCCUGUUUUUCCUGCAAAUUGGACUCAACAUACCCAACGGCGGCAUUACUUCAUUCAGGUCCAUUAUACUGCAAGGUAUUGGCUUUAGCACUUUCCAGACUCUCCUCUUGCAGAUGGCGCCUUAUGGGUUGCAACUGAUUCUUGUCAUCGUCUGCACCGUCGGUAGCAGGAUCUGGGAGGGCACACGUACUUACUGGAUGAUGAUGUGCUUUGCCCUGGCUCUCGUUGGAGCUGCCCUUGUCCGUGAACUGCCAGAACAUGACAGAUGGGGACGCUAUGCUGGCACUUGCUUGAUGGGCGGCUACUCUGGGUGUUUCCCCCUCGUCAUGUCGCUGAUGUCAGGCAACGUUGGUGGCUUCACCAAGAAGACGACUGUUAAUGCUCUGGUCUUCAUUGCCUACUGCGCUGGAAACAUCAUUGGCCCACAGCUGUUCUUUGCGCGCGAGGCCCCCAGGUAUGACAGCGGAUUUGCUGCUAUGAUGGUGUCCCUAUCAGCUUGCUUCGUGCUUUCCUAUACUUUCCGUCGUUACUUUAUCUGGGUCAACAAGAAUCGCGAUCUCGAGGAGGCCACGAUGGACAUGGCCGACGCCGAUCCUGUUUCUCGUGAAGCACUGUCUGAAGCUAUGGCCAUGGAUGACAAGACGGAUACCCAGAUCAGGAACUUUAGAUAUGUCUACUAA